AUUUCCUGCAACUAGAAGUUAGAAGAAAAAUAAAUGGCGUCUGCAUCGAUGAUCAAGUCUUCUCCAGUGCUGGACAAAUCCGAAUGGGUGAAGGGUCAGUCCCUUCGCCAACCGUCGGCCUCGGUGGUUCGAUGCCACCCCAUAACCCCAUCCGCGCUCACCAUCCGUGCGGGUUCAUACGCCGACGAGCUUGUCAAGACCGCCAAAACGAUUGCAUCUCCAGGGCGUGGGAUCUUGGCUAUGGACGAGUCGAACGCAACCUGUGGCAAGCGAUUGGCGUCGAUUGGGCUGGAAAACACCGAGACCAACCGCCAGGCCUACAGAACACUACUGGUGUCGGCUCCAGGGCUGGGUAACUACAUCUCUGGAGCCAUUCUCUUUGAGGAGACGCUGUACCAGUCCACAGUCGAUGGCAAGAAGAUGGUCGACGUGCUUGUUGAGCAGAACAUUGUCCCCGGUAUUAAGGUCGACAAGGGUCUAGUCCCCUUGGCCGGUUCCAACGACGAGUCGUGGUGUCAAGGUCUUGAUGGCCUCGCCUCCCGCUCUGCUGCUUACUACGAGCAGGGAGCUCGUUUCGCAAAAUGGCGUACUGUUGUAAGCAUUCCCAACGGCCCAACUGCACUAGCAGUGAAGGAAGCAGCAUGGGGUCUUGCUCGCUAUGCUGCCAUUUCUCAAGACAAUGGGUUGGUCCCGAUUGUGGAACCGGAGAUAUUACUGGAUGGUGAGCAUGGGAUCGACAGGACCUUCGAGGUCGCCCAGAAAGUUUGGGCGGAAGUCUUCUUCUACCUUGCAGAGAACAACGUCAUGUUUGAAGGAAUCCUCCUCAAGCCCAGCAUGGUCACUCCUGGGGCUGAGUGCAAGGAAAGGGCCACACCCGAGCAGGUCGCCGAUUACACCCUCAAGCUCCUCAGCCGAAGAAUUCCCCCAUCUGUCCCAGGAAUCAUGUUUUUGUCUGGUGGGCAAUCCGAAGUUGAAGCAACCCAGAACCUGAACGCCAUGAACCAAGCUCCAAACCCAUGGCAUGUGUCUUUCUCGUACGCCAGAGCCCUCCAGAACACUUGCCUCAAGACAUGGGGAGGAAGGCCAGAGAACGUGAAGGCAGCCCAAGAGGCUCUCCUCCUCCGAGCCAAGGCCAACUCUAUUGCUCAGCUUGGCAAAUACACCGGUGAGGGGGAGUCUGAAGAGUCCAAGAAAGGAAUGUUUGUCAAGGGCUACGUUUACUAAAGCUGUUACAGCCUUACAGGCUAGUAGCAUAUCUAUAGAUGUAGACGAUGAAACCAUUCAAGAA
Messenger RNA from Telopea speciosissima, 1288 nucleotides. Its product is annotated as fructose-bisphosphate aldolase 1, chloroplastic-like. Gene Ontology annotation, biological process: fructose 1,6-bisphosphate metabolic process; glycolytic process. Gene Ontology annotation, cellular component: cytosol. Bases 34 to 1224 code for a protein of 396 amino acids. The transcript is spliced from 8 exons. NCBI's taxonomy places the organism in Eukaryota, Viridiplantae, Streptophyta, Magnoliopsida, Proteales, Proteaceae. Gene Ontology annotation, molecular function: fructose-bisphosphate aldolase activity. The record is from RefSeq and is a predicted model, not a curated record.